AUGGAUAUCAUGUUCCUUAUCGUCAUAAUUGUGUUGCUGGUGAUCGCAGCAAUACUGUUUGCGGUGUCCAAAAAGUAUGUGGUUGAAAAAUUGAAACAAGAAACCAACACAGACUUCCAGAAACUCCAGAAACGUUACUUGACCGUGUACUGCUUGGCAUGUUUUGCUGAUUGGCUACAAGGGCCCUAUGUCUAUAAGUUGUACAAACAGUACGGUUAUAAUGAAGGAGAGAUCGCUGUACUUUUCAUUACCGGCACCAUAUCCAAUAGUUUAUUUGGUACCAUAACAGGAGCGCUGGCAGACAUUUACGGCCGUAAAAUACUAUGCAUUUCUUACGGUAUAUUAUAUUCAGGGUGUUGUAUGACAAAAAUGUUUGGGAACUUUCAAUUAUUGCUUCUUGGACGCAUGUUAGGAGGUAUAAGCACGUCUAUUCUGUAUUCGGCAUUUGACUCAUGGUAUAUCAAUGAGCAUAUCAAUUAUUACAAGUUGCCAGAAGAGUGGUUGAAUAAUACAUUUGCCAAAGCGACAUUUUUUAACGCUACACUUGCCAUACUUGCUGGAUUGUUGUCUUACUUUUUGGUGAGCGUGUUAGAAUAUGGACCUGUUGCUCCUUUUAUAACGGCCAUUCCAUUUCUCAUAACUUCUAGCAUAUAUGUUAUCUCUGUUAUAAAUGAGCACUAUAUUCGCAACACAAAAUCUGCUUCUGCGUCAGUGAAGAAAGCUGUUAUUCUGUGGAUGACAAAUAAAAAUAUCUUCACCCUUAGUGUUGUUCAGUCUUUGUAUGAAGGUGUUAUGUACUUGUUUAUAUAUAUUUGGACCCCUACAUUUGACGUGUUAAAAGACUCAAAACCACCUUUGGGGCUGGUAUUUUCAAGUUUUAUGUUAGCUCUGAUGAUUGGUUCAAAAAUAUAUUCAAUAUUAUUGGGAAAUAGUUCUUUAGAUUCAAAAAAACAACUGCAACUGGCUACAUUUAUAGCAAGCUUUUCAUUUUUAAUUUGUGCCUUGGCAAUAUCAAACAUAGUUUUUGAUUACAAUGGCCAACAAAAAUACUAUAAAGUAAUGACUUGUUACUUUUUUUUCUUAUUGUUUGAAAUUUCCAUUGGUAUGUACUUGCCAUCUAUGACAUAUUUAAAGAGUCAAGUAAUACCAGAAAAGAUUAGGGUUACCAUAUCAAAUGUAAUUAAAAUACCUUCAAAUCUCUUCAUUUGUUUGGCACUUUUAUGGAUAUAUUUUAAAGAACCAAAUGAGAAAAAUAUAAUAAAAAUUGAAGAGAAUCAGGAACCUGAUGUAGAUUUUAUUUUAACAAUUUUUGUAGUAUGUUUUAUUGCCACAUUUGUUACAUUUAUAUUUUCUAAAAUAUUUUCUAAGUUUCACACUGAAACAUACAAAGACAUAAUUAAACGUCAUGAAAUUGAAAUAUAA
This is a messenger RNA of Macrosiphum euphorbiae (potato aphid), 1422 nucleotides long. The record is from the annotation of a GenBank genome assembly. NCBI's taxonomy places the organism in Eukaryota, Metazoa, Arthropoda, Insecta, Hemiptera, Aphididae.